GGCAGGAGGCGGGCAGCGUCCCCGGCUCCUCGUCGGCGAGGAAGAGUUUGCCGGCUCCCGAGGCCGGCCUCCUGCGCGGCUGGAGCAGCGGCGGCCGCUGCCGCAGCGGCACCGGCAGGCACCGGAAAAGCGGCGGCAUCCAGCUCGGCGGCACCGGCACCAGCACCGGCGGCAGUUCCCGCGCCCAGGUGGCCACCGCGGACAGCAGCAGCAGCAGUAGCGGCGGCGGUGGCGGCGGCGGCUGGGGCUUCCCCGCCGCGCUCCCGCAGCACCGGCACCCCAGAAAAAACUGCUUAGACAAUCUAAUGGAUGAAGAUGAGAAAGACAGAGCAAAGAGGGCUUCACGUAACAAGUCUGAGAAGAAGAGGCGUGAUCAGUUCAAUGUUCUCAUCAAAGAGCUCAGCUCCAUGCUUCCAGGCAACACUCGCAAAAUGGACAAAACUACUGUGCUGGAAAAAGUCAUUGGCUUUCUGCAGAAACACAAUGAAGUCUCRGCACAGACGGAGAUUUCUGAAAUUCAGCAGGACUGGAAGCCUUCAUUUCUCAGCAAUGAAGAAUUCACCCAGCUGAUGUUGGAGGCAUUAGAUGGCUUCAUUAUAGCAGUAACCACAGGUGGAAGCAUCAUCUAUGUGUCUGACAGCAUCACACCUCUUCUAGGGCAUUUACCGUGUGAUGUCUUGGAUCAGAAUUUGUUAAACUUCCUCCCAGAACAAGAGCAUUCAGAAAUUUAUAAGAUGUUAUCUUCUUGUAUGCUUAUGACAGAUUCUGCCUCAUCGGAUUACCUAAAAACUGACAAUGAACUAGAGUUUUAUUGUCAUCUUCUGAGAGGAAGUUUGAACCCAAAGGAAUUUCCAACAUAUGAAUACAUAAAAUUUGUAGGAAAUUUUCGGUCUUACAGCAAUGUGCCUAACUCCACUUGCAAUGGCUUUGAUGAGGCUGUCCCAAGGGCUUACAGAACAUCCCCAGGAAAGCAGAUCUGCUUUGUUGCGACUGUUCGCUUGGCAACGCCUCAGUUUUUAAAGGAGAUGUGCAUCGUAGAAGAACCUCUAGAGGAAUUCACAUCAAGACACAGUCUGGAGUGGAAAUUUUUAUUUCUGGAUCACAGAGCACCGCCGAUUAUYGGAUAUUUGCCUUUUGAAGUGCUGGGUACUUCUGGCUACGACUAUUACCACAUAGAUGACCUGGAGCUGCUAGCAAGGUGCCAUGAACACUUGAUGCAGUUUGGCAAGGGAAAGUCGUGCUGCUAUCGGUUUCUGACCAAAGGACAGCAGUGGAUCUGGCUCCAGACCCACUACUACAUCACCUACCACCAGUGGAACUCCAAGCCAGAGUUCAUUGUGUGCACACACAUGGUGGUAAGUUAUGCAGAUGUUCGGGUGGAGAGGAGACAGGAGAUGGGCUUGGAAGAAGUGUCYUCAGAGGUUGUGUCCUCAGCACUAAAGGACAGUGGCACCAGCUUGGAUCCUGAACAGCACUUUAAUGCACUUGAUAUUGGUGCCUCAAUCCUCAGCGCUAGUCGAACACCCUCAGUGUCAUCCAGGAGCUCACCAAAAUCUUCCCACACACCCAAGUCAGAUCCAGCAUCUACACCAACAAAGCUGAUUACAGAGUCUACCACUCCCUUGCCAAGAACACCAAGCACACAGCAGGAUUUAUCGGUGCAUAGACUCAGCCAACCUACAGCUCUUCAGGUUUCUUUGCCUUCUCAGCCUCCAUGUGAGCUUCUCCCACAGCAGUUGCUGCCUCAAGCAACUCUGCAAAAUCAGCCUGCACCUCUGGCACAGUUCUCGGCACAGUUCAGCAUGUUCCAGACCAUCAAGGACCAGCUAGAGCAGCGGACACGGAUCCUGCAGGCCAACAUCCGGUGGCAGCAGGAGGAGCUCCAGAAGAUACAGGAGCAGCUCUGCCUGGUCCAAGACUCCAGUGUACAGAUGUUCUUACAGCAGCCAACAGUAUCCCUGAGCUUUAGCAAUACUCAGCAGCUGGACCCACAACAGCUACAGCAGAGGUCAGGGGCCAUUUCUCAGCAGCAGCUUGUCCCCAGUCCUCAACUUCAAGGGCAAAUCACAUCUUCACAAACAACGAACCAGCAGUCACUGAGAGAUGCAAGCGUGGUAUCGAGCCAGGUAAUCAUUUCUUUGAAUAGAGAAGCGUUUAGAUGGAAAGGAGACACUGAGCUGCUAUUAAGCAAGCAAGUGAAAUCAUGUCAGUUCUGUAACUGUGCCUUUGCCUUCCCCUUCUUAUCCCUCUGUAUAAGGGCACCCAAUAUAAAGGGCUUCCCUACAGCAUUUACCUUAGCUAUAACAAUGAUGAUAAAAGAUAUGAUUUGUUMGGUGGAUGUCAGACACCCACCGCAGAGGGCAGGCGCUGCCCCAGUCUCCGCCUCGCAGCGCCYGGGAUGUGCCUGCCACAGCCAGCAGCUGGGUCAGACCCGCUCACACUCAGCCUGGUGCCGUGCCUGCAAAAAUGCCAUSUUUCUCUUUCCACGAUGUGGGAUUUGUAUGGUUCUUCUGUUCCAGCAAUGUCACUUUUUUUUUUUCCUCCCAUGUGCCAGACUGUUGCUUAGCCAGCCUAUUCAGCCCAUGAUGCCUGGAUCCUGUAAUGCAAGACACCCUUCAGACCUCAGCAUGGCGGGAUCCCAGGCUAAGUAUUCUCAAACCCAACAAAUGUUUCAAAGUUUGSAAGUGCAGACUUCCAGCAGCAGCUCUCCAAUCGUACUGAUGGGACAAGCAGUGUUAAACCAAGGGUUUGCCACUACCCCUCCUUCCCAACCAUCCUCUUUGCCACCUAUGCAACUCCAGCACCAACAGCAUCAGCAACAACGCUACCUGCAGGUGCAAACACCAAGUUCUUUGCACAAUGAACAACCCGAUUCUUUGCUCCUGCCAUCUUACUCACCACAGCAAGGAAAUAUGGGGUAUCAUCAGACACAGCAGCAGCAGCAGCAACAGCAACAACAACAACUAACAUCAAGAAGAAGGAAUAGUUUAUCAGAAUCAUCAAAUUUACCACAGCCACUGCGAUAGAGUCCCACCAGCACAAUCAAUGCACGAUUAGCUUUAACCAAGGGGCACAUGGGGCAGAAGAGAAUGACUUUGUACUUMCUGUUCUGGCUUUUGCACAAGCAUUUCUUUCCAAGCUCUGUGACAGAAGUACACCCAGAGUGCAGACUGCCACAGACAGUGCAUUCACGGCACGCUGGCUUCCGUUUGCGCUGUCUCAUGAACACAGGAUGUACUGACAGAGCAAAAUGAAAAGGAGCACUAUCCUGUGCAGCCUCCAUCACCACUGGGUGUAUGGGAAGAGGCGUCCAAUCCCGGCGUGUCACUCUGGAAGCCAUCUGGCAAUUCCAAAAGACCGUCGAGAGACUCAUGAGGUACUUGGCCUUCACUGUUUCAGUUCUUCUUUUGUGUACGAAAAGCACUGCGUCAAAGGUCUAUCGAGGAGAGAACAAGAGAUUAUUUUUAUUAUGAUUAUUGUUAUUAUUUUGCACAACUGCACAGAGGACAAAACCUAGGCACUUUCUGUAAAGAGAAGUUUGUUUCUUUAUUCUUGUGGCCAAAUUAGCACACCCAAUGGAGGCCCAGCCAUUGGUGAAUAUGGUCUACAGUUCAUAACCCUUGAUUUAGAAUCUGAAAAGUAUUAUGCAGCUUACCCUAACUGUUCUUCAUUAUUAAAAACCAACCAACCAAAAAAACAAACACAAAACCCACACUGGACUGUUUGCUACAUGAAUUGUGAUUGCAAAGGACAACUCAAAUUGUAAGCACAAUCAUGCAACUCUCCAAUAGUACAACAUGAAUCCUUCUUCAACCUAAACUCACCCACUCCAAGUCUCUGAGAAAUAUGCACUGUGUUUUGGCCCACUGACUCGGGAUGCUGCAGACUAUUACAUAUCUCUUUCAUUAUAACAUUUAGGAUUCAAUUUUCCUUUGGAGGAAAAGAAAAAGAAAAUGCACUUUUCGCUUUUUUUGUAUGUUUUCCGUUGAUAUGUUUCUAAGAAAGAUUUUAUGUAAUUAUUAAAUAAAAAGUAGUGUAUUGUACAGCUGUUGUAAUAAUGACCUAUUUCUAUAUAAAAUAAAAUUAUAUGGAAUUAUGUGGAAAUUAUUUUGUAUAUGAAAUAUCGACUCAUUUCACAAGUAUAAAGGUUGUGCUUGUGCUUUUUUGUGAGUGGGUAUUUUGUAAUAAACUAAUUAAUUAGAAAUGUUUUUGUGAAGGGAACUACUGUUUCAUGAUAUAUACAACUCAAACUAUUAUUUUUUUCCAUUUAAUGAUGGA
Molecule: messenger RNA, 4278 nt
Organism: Malurus melanocephalus (red-backed fairy wren)
Lineage: Eukaryota; Metazoa; Chordata; Aves; Passeriformes; Maluridae
Gene: NPAS2
Product: neuronal PAS domain protein 2
Exons: 20
Coding region: 306-3026 (906 amino acids)
Biological process (GO): circadian regulation of gene expression; regulation of transcription by RNA polymerase II
Cellular component (GO): cytoplasm; nucleus; CLOCK-BMAL transcription complex
Molecular function (GO): RNA polymerase II cis-regulatory region sequence-specific DNA binding; protein dimerization activity; DNA-binding transcription factor activity, RNA polymerase II-specific
Source: RefSeq, a predicted model, not a curated record